This is a messenger RNA of Bursaphelenchus xylophilus (pine wood nematode), 201 nucleotides long. The record is from the annotation of a GenBank genome assembly. NCBI's taxonomy places the organism in Eukaryota, Metazoa, Nematoda, Chromadorea, Rhabditida, Aphelenchoididae.
AUGAGAUUUAUUGUUAUCUUCCUUCUUUUCGCCGCUUUGCUUGUUGCUGGCGACUCUGGCAAGAUCGGCCAACCUUGCAAGACCGAUGCUGACUGCGCCAAUGUGUCAGUGCCUCCGGGAUUUUACGCUGGAUGCAGAUACACAAUGGAAGGAGGAUUUUGCACCUUACUGCAUAAGCUGUCCUCAACGCCCGCAUUGUGA